GUUUAUUGCAUUGGCAUCCUUGUUGGUCAGAAGGUUUGUAUUUUAUUUUGCUGUUAUUUGUGUCAUGUUGUUCAUGUAUUUACGUCAAUGCUCGAAGUUAAUAUGAACGUUUGUAGUUUUGAAAAGUAUUUACGUUAUUUGGUGUUAGAAGAAGCAUAAGGUACCGUGUCUUAAGUGGAGAUGGGUUGCUGUUACAGUUGCAAAGAUGAAGGCUCUUCACAGGGUCCCUCGUUGACUGAAUGGUUAUCUUUCGUGAGUCCAUGCAGACACUGGUUCAAUUGCUGUGAGGACCAGUAUAGACCUAAGGUGGGAGACCCAAACGAGCAAACACGUCUGCUACAAGAUCCUGUUCAGAAUGUAGCGAUUCCGAGUGACGAUUUUAUUCCACGUUACCCAAAUUCCUUGUCAAAGAAGACCGAUGAACAGUCAGCUCUCACUAGAAUCUUACAAAAGACUGCGUCGAGCGUGAUAGACGUGGCGGCCCUGGAGUCCCACACGCUCGAGCAGCACGACUUCCUGGACCGCGUGCGGCAGUACUCGCAGAGGCUGCAGUCGUCCGGGCGCUGGGCGGCGCCGGCGCGGGCGCCGUGCCUGCUGGCCGACAUCCCGGCGCCUGAGAAGCUGCUCGCGGCCGAGCCCUUGGGAGCGGCCGACCUCCAGCUGAUUACUGCAGCUGUUAAAAAGUGUAACAUGGCCAUAUCAAGCAUCACAGUGGACCAUAAAGAAGAUUUGGUGGUUCCAUUUAGAAUACCAUGAACAAGUCAUCGUUUACAAACUGUCAGCCUAGCCGGCUUGUCGAUAUCUCAAGUUUGGAUACCUUUGAUUUGGUUAUGUGGCGCAAAGGAGCGGGUUGUUUUGUGAUACUGGUCCGAUACCAAAUCUGUACCCUUUAUUUAAGCCUGUGCUUGACAAGCUUUACAUCAUAGUGCUCCCAUAAAGUGAGUGACAGUUAUUAGCAAGAUUAUGUAGCAUUUUCGUGACUGAAUUCAAGAAAAUUUCUGCAAAAAUAUUAAUGUUUAAUUCUUUUGAAGACUUUAAAAUAAAAUUUUUCUGUACCUCAUCAAAAAUGCUAGCUUUUAAAAUUACACAACAGGAUGAAACAUAGGUACUGGCGUGCCACUGCAAGCAUCAGUUAUGCAUCUUUUAACUAAUGUCAUUGCAGUCCAUCACAACUGCAUCUGCGUGCAACUAUGCAAGUAUCACAGUUGCGGUAGAUGCGAGAUGCUGUUUCGGCCGCUUCCGUGUCAACUGUUAAGUUACUGGCAGAAAGCCACCGAAAUGCAAAAGUGAAUACGUAAUUGAUAAAGCUGAGAAAACGGAGUCUGGUGGUACGUUAGAAGACAAGUUGGAUGUACAUAAUCCAGAUGCAUGAAGAUGAGAAACUCUUUUAUCAGCAAUUCCUCUAGAGAUAGAUCGCCCUGCAUCGACAAUCUGUGUUACAGUGAAGAACAAAGAUGGCAUUGUUGAAAGCAUCAAAUGUGCAGCAACGUUAGAGAGCAUAACUAUCACCCGGAAGAGAUUGUGUCGUGUUGCGGAGAUGUAGGAUUUGCAAUCCUGAUGGCUCAAGGAUCUCGAUCAGAAGCAGUUGCCACUAACUCGGCAACUCGUCCAGGUAAAGACGAGGUCUCUGCACAAGGACUUGAAAGCCGGCUUCACUCACACGGAGGGUGAGUUCAAGACCAGCACUGGGUGGUUCGAAUGAUCCAAGAGGCACUUAAACCUCCAUGUCUCAAGGUCAGGUACGAAGAAACAAGCACAGGUACGGAUGUGGCCAUUGAAUUUCUUGAACUUCUGGCAGAAUUAACUGAAAGAGAGAAUUUGUCAGAGGAAAUAAUUAACGUUGAUAAAAAUAAAUUGGUUUAGAAGAGCAUGCCAGAAAAGUAAUUAAAUUAAUAGAAAAACUAUGCUUACAUUCAAAGGCCAAAGAAAGAUAGGAUUACCUUUAUAGGCAUCCACAGUGUGCUGUUAUCCAAAUGCCAACUGUGUGGUAACACACUCAGGAUAACUUUCUUUUUGCAUCUGAUAAAUCAAGGAACCGUUGCAACCAUCAUGGCCUGCUACCUACGGCGCAUUGUUCUGCAGACUGUCAAGUCCAUCAGUAGUGGCAAGUUCAAUGCCCUUCGAGACUUCGUGAUUGUGAAAACUUGUGACAGUCAAGAUGACGACUUAGUCAGCUUCCAGCCUUUGACAUCGUAUAGAGAAUUGGAAGGUGAAUUUUACUUCAGAAUGGUAUCUUUUCCUUCAAAUAGUCUAUGUUGAGAUUUGUACCAACCACUUAGACAAGAGUUAAAAAAAAAAAUAGUGAAAAUAAUCAUUGUUAAAAAGUGUUAUUUAUUUAUAUAAUUUGUUAAAUUAUAUAUUUAAUUAUCUGAUAACAUAUUUUCUGCCCUGAUUACAUUUGAGAUAGUGAGAGUUUAUUUUUGUUACUGUUCAUUUUGACAAAAAUAAUUUUGCUUAGAGAAAAAAGUUUAUCAUGGCCGUAAUGUCAGUUUCAUACUAAUACUGGACAUAAUAUAAAACCCUUCGAAAAGUUUUUAUGUAUAAAUUAUUUGUGUUGCAAAUAUUUUGCUAACCUUACUGCGUGUGUGAUGAACAACUUUUGAAUUGUUUUUCAUGGAGUUUUCUUAAGCGAUUUUUCUUGAUAGCUUCAUUUAGUAAGAUUUCAAAUCCAACAAUUUUCAUGUAUUGGCCCAAAGAUGUAACCUCUCAUAAUGGUUACAGACUUGUUAGAUAUUUGUGGUGGAAAUUUUUAUAUAAUGUGUUUUGUGUCUUGCAAAGUUGCUGUGAUGUAUUCCUACGUCGUAAUGAACACUUGUGUAAAUACUGUGAUAUGCUCCCUAGCUUGAAUACGGAACUGUACAUAUAAUGCAGGAAGGUGCUUUGUGAUACCACAUGAGUUGUCAUGUAACUGUUAUAUUUCAAAGCACUACAAGAUUUUAUUCUUAAGUUGCAAAAAAAAUUAAGUAGUGGUAAACCAUAGAGCAAGUAUGUAUUUUAGUUUGAUGGUUGCCAAAUAUUUGUUUUUUUAUUUGUUAUUUUAAGUUAUUUGGUGUUUUGGUAGCAACUCCUGCACUUAGGAUGUUCCCAAUCAAUCCUUUCCUCCUAUUAAUAUUUUGUAUUAAAAAUAUUAUGAAUCUGGUACAACACAUUUACAAUGAUAACGAUUUUAUGAUGGAGCUGUAUAAUUGGGGUGGGGAAAUUUGUUGAAGCUGAAUCCACAAUGAGUUAUUAAUGUACUUGUCGUUUAUAACACCUGAAAUUAUUGCUGCAAUGUUCUGACAGUGAGGUAAAUGUUGUCUCAGUUCAAAAAGCUAUUAAAGAUGCUGAUGGUGUGCAUGUGUUUUUGUAAGUUUGUAUCGUCUCUUUCAGAAAUAUAGAUCUUUCUUAUGAGCCUACUUCCGAGAUGUUGGUUUUUCCUUGCUAGGUCAUGAGGACUUAUGAUCGGAAAAUCUUGGUAUUGAUGUCAUUUUAAAGUUAACAUUAUUUAUUGGUAGAUGUUGGAUGACUUAUUGACUUGUUUUCUCUGCACGAGUCUCGUUUUUUGCUGUGUCAAGUCUUACUCUGACUAUAACGAUAAUGCAAAACGUGCAGUUUUGUAGAAAACACCAAUGAAAUAUCAAACUACUAGUACUGGCUUUCUCAUUCAUUCAUCCAGUAAAAUGUGGAGUUACUCAUUUUUACAUGAUUACAUAUCAUUAACACUAACAUAACAGGGCUGAAGCAUUAAGUGUACAUGAACAUACACACACUAUUAGAACCCCUCUCUCUUCUUUUUCAUUCAUUGUCACCACAGAUAUGAAAGUAAUAUAUUUAUGUAUUUUUCAGAACCUCUUGUGCAACUACAGUAAAAACUUUUCCAGAAGUUAUGUUUCAAAAAGUUAUUCUGAUCAAUUAAUUUAAAAAAAUUUUGCAUUAAAUUCAUAAACAAAUUUGUCUAAUCAGUUUAGUUUUUAGUCCCUUUAUAAACGUCUUGGGAGUUAAGCUGUACUAGACAUGCCUUCUGCACCGAAGUAGCGGCACAUCCAAAAACAUGGGGACCUCAGCAACGGCAACAUCAGCCAAUAGAAACUACCUACCUACUUACACAGGGUUCAAAUGGUUUUAGAGCUAUUAUAAUUAAACAAAAAUUCAAUCAGAAGUAGGUUAGUUAUGCAUACAGUGAUUUUUUUUUAUAUUACCAACUACUAUUUAAAUUUUUUGGAAAUUCUAACUGCUGGAUCUAAUUACAUAUAUUUUUUUAAUUUUAAUUUCUUGUAUGAAAAUUAACUAUUUAUUCUGUGGGUGAGUGUAGUCUGUUUACUGACACAGGUAAUGUUUUAUUUAUAGAUCAGUUCAUAGAAAUUAAGUGUACUUGCUGAAUUAUUUUUCCACCAUUGAUUCCUGUUGUAAAAGGCAGUGAUGUUAUGUAUGUACACUAGGCACAAUAUAACUCCGAGCUUGAGCUACAUCACACAUGAGGAGUAGGGACUGCAACACGUGUGGGGGGUCGGGUGGAUGAGGAGGGGGUAUAAGCAGAUACGGUGACCUUUCACAGCAGGUAGAGAAAAGCAGAAAACAUUGACCACUUACCGCUGACGUUCCAAGCACUACCUCAGUUCUUCAACGCCACUGACUGUUCCAUCCGAAGAGUCUGAUGUGUAAACGUCACUGCUGUCACUGUUUGGAUCACCUAACUGAACAAUCACUUUAUCAAUUUCAAUGUCAAAACGCACAUCCUUAUCCCAGUAUUCGUUCUCGAGUGUCUUGACGUGAUUGCAAAUCGGUAUCCAAUCUUCUGGACCCAUUCGGUUAAAUAUCUCCUUGCAAAGUUUUUUUACAUUUGCCAAAUCGCAAGUAACAUUUCAUGAAGCGACUUCUCCUUUAACUUUAGCCCAUAUGCUUUCCAUCGGAUUUAUAUCCGGAUGAUAAGGGGGCAGAUGAAGUAAUGUGUGGCCACUAUUUACCAAUAGUCUGUCUGCCGAGUACUGCACUGCACUUGUAAAGGUUUGUGCUUCUUCAUGAGGUUAUACAAGUUUGGUUUGAGCAUGUUGCUAGUAAAGGAAAUAUUCUCCUUACUUAACCACUUCUGCAUUUCCAAUUUUGUCAAGCUGGAGGUAGGCGUUUUAUUUAUUUUUACAUUGUGAUAGGGAGCAUUAUCUAUCACAACAACACUGUUUGGUGGAAGAUUUGGUAUUAAUUGUUCGGUUAGCCAUUUUUCAUAAUUAUCUUUAUUCGUGUUUUUGUGAUAAUCCCCUGUUGCCUGGUGUGACUUCCACAUUGCAAGAGCAUUUGGGAUAAAAACCCUUUUCGCCACCUGCGUGAAUCAUUAUUAUUCUUUGAACCUUCGUGACAGGCACUAGUACACCAUUUGAGGACAUGUAUAUCCAUGUAUAUAAUUGUGCGUUCAUCGUUUCUAUAUUGAUGCAUAAUCUUGAGAUAUUCUAUACGUUUUUGCUAAAUAUCUGAUUAUUCUAUUAAAAGUAAGCUCUGCAAUUUGGUUUUCUGCCACCUGAAUCCUAGCUUCUUCAAAGUCGUCCUUAAGGUUGUAUUGCUACCUUGCUAAUUUAUGUCAUUCUUUAGUUUGUCAUACAGUUUUGACAGUCGGCACAAGUUUUUCAAGUAAGUAAAAAUUGUACACAGUACGUCGUACCACAGCUUCAUCAAAGGUGUCAAGUUCGUGUUUACAUGUUUUCUUUCGCUUCUUGUUGGGCAUCUCGAAAGAUGUUCCUUCACCAGCUUCAUUCCUCUUAGCUUCCCUUUUAAUUGUUUGUACUGUCGCGCGAGACACACCCGUCGCCUUAGCUGUUCUCAGCUGUGCUUUCUCUAGUGAAAUGGAGGGUUCCUGCAUUCGCGCUUCAUUUUCCAUAAACUGCAGAACGUUAUAGACGAUUUCCCGUGCCUGCGGGUGCAGUUUUUUACUCUUAACUUUUCACAACACUUGAGGCAUUUUAUGUAUAAAGUUGUACUUUACUGAAGUACUGCACCACAUAUGGCUCUGAACAAAAGUGAUACACUACAUGCACACAAACCUCAGAUCCAAACUGUAAACGAAAACGUUUAGUAAGUACCACGGAUGUGUUAACGAACGUAUUCGUCGGAUUUCACCGAAGGACUAAGUUUUCACUCUGUGCAGUAGCGUGUAGCCCCUGUUAUCAAGUUACGCAUUAUCGCUCAUUGCCGCGCCACGUCUGCCUUCUCCAAUGUUGGGACUCGCAUACACACAUCGAUUUUCUAACUGUCACCCAGUCUCGGAGUUAUGUUGCGUCUACUGUACAUGGUUUUUUGUUGUGCAACUUAGGAUUUGGUAACGGUUUAUAUUCAGCGCAAAUGCAAAAAUAGAGGAAUUAUACUACAAAGUUUGGUUUGUGUAGUGUAAAUAUAAUAUUGAUACAAUCUCUGUCUACUAUUUAUUUGUAAAGACAUGCUAUUUUGUAAAUGAGUUUUUAAUAAACAGUUCAUUUUCGUAUGCUA
Molecule: messenger RNA, 6450 nt
Organism: Bacillus rossius redtenbacheri
Lineage: Eukaryota; Metazoa; Arthropoda; Insecta; Phasmatodea; Bacillidae
Gene: Lamtor1
Product: ragulator complex protein LAMTOR1
Exons: 6
Coding region: 181-756 (191 amino acids)
Biological process (GO): regulation of receptor recycling; lysosome organization; cholesterol homeostasis
Cellular component (GO): Ragulator complex; membrane raft; lysosome
Molecular function (GO): molecular adaptor activity; guanyl-nucleotide exchange factor activity
Source: RefSeq, a predicted model, not a curated record